This is a messenger RNA of Williopsis jadinii, 1377 nucleotides long. Its product is annotated as WD repeat RBAP46/RBAP48/MSI1 family protein. Gene Ontology annotation, cellular component: Rpd3L complex; cytoplasm; nucleus. The record is from RefSeq and is a predicted model, not a curated record. The coding region runs from base 26 to 1312 and encodes 428 amino acids. NCBI's taxonomy places the organism in Eukaryota, Fungi, Ascomycota, Saccharomycetes, Phaffomycetales, Wickerhamomycetaceae. Gene Ontology annotation, molecular function: histone binding. The transcript has a single exon. Gene Ontology annotation, biological process: regulation of gene expression.
CAAAGACAACCAUUUUACGGCACAUAUGACUACAGAGACAGUGAAAGUCGAGAGCGUGGAGGCUCAGUAUAUUGAUAAUGAGAAGAUAAUCAACGAGGAGUUCAAGAUUUGGAAGAAAACUGUGCCUUUGCUGUACGAUACCAUUCAGACGUAUGCAUUGGAAUCACCCUCUCUUACUGUUCAAUCGAUCCCUGGGUUUGAGCUGAGUCGGGACACCAAUGAACUGGAGACUAAGUUCCUCCUUGGUACGUACUCCACCACGGGUGACAACUUCUUGAAGUACGUUACGGCAAGGCUACCUUCAACGCUAUCGCCUAAGACGACACAUUCCAUCCCGAUCCCAUCAGGCGGAGGAGACUUCACCUCCAAAUUGAGCUUGAAGCAGAGAUGGUUACACCCAGGCGAGGUCAACAAAGCUCGUAUCCAUCGUGAUAAGGUUGCCACUUUCACAAAGACCGGUGACGUUAAGAUCUGGUCAUUUGACAAAUCUGAAUGCGUAAAGACGUUGAAGUACCACCAAAAGGAUGGGUUUGGACUUGAAUGGAACCUCCUGGGCUCGAAACUUGUCACUGGAGGUGAAGACACUCACAUUGCCCUGUGGGAUCUCAGCAGUGAAACGCCUUUGAGGGUCUACAAGCAACAUAGUGCGAUUGUGAACGAUUUCUCCUGGUCGUAUGGCAUUCCAACGAUGUUUGGUUCAGUUUCCGAUGACCUAAGUAUCAAGUUCUUUGAUACAAGAUCUGAUGAAGUGCUGAUCAACGUUGCUGAGGCACACAAGGAUGUAAUCAAUGCCAUCGAUUUCAACCCAAAACAGACUAAUCUCUUCGUCACUGGUGGUGCUGACAAUCUCGUUACUCUAUGGGACUUGAGAAACACCAAGAUGCCAUUGAGACAGCUCUAUGGGCAUAACGGUGCCGUGAACCAAGUGAAGUUCAAUCCUGAUGAGUCCCACCUAUUGGCUUCAAGCUCAAAUGAUAGACGUAUACACGUUUGGGACCUUCUGAAGCUGGAGGAAGAGUUUGACGUUGACGACUUCACAAAGAACGAUAAGGAGGACCCAUGUUUGAAGUUCAUCCACGGAGGCCACGUCUCAAAAGUGAAUGAGUUUGAUUGGGUAUCUGGAGUCUCAAACACGAUAGUCAGCGUUGGUGAAGAUGCUCUUUUAGAGAUCUGGAAACCACAUUUCGAAGAAGAGGAUGAAGAAGAGGAGGAGGAGGAGGAGGAUGAAGAAGAGGAAGGGGAAGCGAAAGAGGAAAAGAACGAAGAACAGGCGUCCACCAAAGAUGCCGAAGGAGAUGAGAAGAUGGAAUGAAGAUUCCACCAGGUGUGUUAUUAUUAGUAGUACUAUUACAUUAUAUUAUAGUUGGUUAUUACAUG